AUGAAAAGUGAAAGCAAGUAGGACUUUUCUAGAUACAUUUUUUCGAAAAAAAUUCUAAUCUUUUACUUAUUUUCCGAACCACCGAACCCGAGAGAUCCGGCUCUGCGAUGGAAGCGGUAAGCGUCGGGCCGCCGCCCCGGGAGCGGCGCCGCCUUCUCUUCCACCAGAUCUCCGUCCUCCUCCUCACCUUCUCCGCAUACGCCGCCUUCCACGCCUCCCGCAAGCCCCCCAGCAUCGUCAAGAGCGUCCUUGGCCCCGAGCCGCAGUCCUCAGCCUCCGGCGGCGGCGGAUGGCCGCCCUUCGACGGCCCUCGCGGACCCCAUCGCCUCGGCGAGCUCGACCUCGCGUUCCUCUCCUCCUAUUCCUUCGGGAUGUACCUCGCCGGGCAUGUCGCCGACCGCGUCGACAUCCGCCGCUUCCUGGCCCUCGGGAUGCUUGCCAGCGGCGCCUCCACCUCCGCCUUCGGCGUCGCCUACUGGUGGGGCGUCCACCGCCUGAGCUUUUUCCUCGCCGUCCAGGUGAUCAGCGGGCUCGUCCAGUCCAUUGGCUGGCCGUGCGUUGUCGCUGUCGUCGGAAACUGGUUCGGAAAGUCGCAGAGUCGCGGGCUCAUCAUGGGCGUCUGGAACUCCAACACCUCCGUCGGGAACAUCCUGGGCUCCAUCAUCGCCUCCUCUGUGCUGGAUUUCGGGUGGGGUUGGUCGUUCCUUCUUCCGGGGCUUCUCAUCACCGUUGUCGGAGUCUUUGUCUGGGCGUUCUUGGUCUCUGAUCCAGGAGAUCUAGGGUUUGAAUCUGUUACCAUGGAGAUCGAGAUGAAUGAACCUGGUGUUGUAGAAUUGGAAGAUUUAGAUCAGGCGAUUGGGGAGGAGAUGGGUCUUCUUGAAUCGAAGGAAAUGCAUGAGGCGGAUCCGGUGACAGCAAUUGGAUUCUUGGAGGCAUGGAGGUUGCCCGGUGUGGCACCAUUUGCAUUUUGCCUCUUCUUCUCCAAGCUCGUGGCAUACACAUUCCUUUAUUGGUUGCCAUUCUAUAUUCGCCAUACUGAUGUUGCUGGCAAGCAUGUAUCACAUAAAAAUGCAGGAAUCCUUUCAACAAUUUUUGAUAUUGGAGGUGUACUUGGUGGAGUUUCAGCUGGAUUAAUGUCGGAUAGGCUUGAUGCCCGUGCUUGUACUUCUAUUUUUUUCCUUUUCUUCUCAAUCCCAGCGCUUAUUGCUUACAGAUCAUAUGGAAGCAUAUCAAUGCAACUCAACAUUAGCUUAAUGUUUCUUUCCGGAUAUUUUGUUAAUGGGCCUUACUCGCUGAUAACAACGGCAGUUGCAGCUGAUUUGGGUACUCAAGACGUGAUUAAGGGGAACUCUCGAGCAUUGGCCACUGUUACAGCAAUUAUAGAUGCUACUGGAUCUGUAGGGGCAGCAUUGGGACCUUUGCUUACAGGCUAUAUUUCAACUAGAGGAUGGAACAGUGUAUUUCUGAUGCUAAUCUGUUCAACUUCUCUAGCAAUUACCUUCUUGAUACACCUUGCAAAAGCUGAAGUUAGUAGCAAAAUGUUUGAAAGAAAGUCGACUAUGACAUCAAACAAUCAAACACAGUGAGAUAGGCAUACCACGCAUGUAUUGAGAGCUCUCGUGCUUAAGUGUCACAUUGUUAUUCUUUGUACCAACUGUACUAGUAAUAUAGUUGCUUUUUCUUUAUCCA
This is a messenger RNA of Musa acuminata subsp. malaccensis (wild Malaysian banana), 1689 nucleotides long. Its product is annotated as putative glycerol-3-phosphate transporter 5. Lineage: Eukaryota; Viridiplantae; Streptophyta; Magnoliopsida; Zingiberales; Musaceae. Gene Ontology annotation, biological process: phosphate ion homeostasis; transmembrane transport. Gene Ontology annotation, molecular function: transmembrane transporter activity. Gene Ontology annotation, cellular component: membrane. The record is from RefSeq and is a predicted model, not a curated record.